Molecule: messenger RNA, 2601 nt
Organism: Cephus cinctus (wheat stem sawfly)
Lineage: Eukaryota; Metazoa; Arthropoda; Insecta; Hymenoptera; Cephidae
Gene: ast
Product: protein asteroid
Exons: 2
Coding region: 117-2441 (774 amino acids)
Biological process (GO): DNA repair; reciprocal meiotic recombination; meiotic DNA recombinase assembly
Cellular component (GO): Rad51B-Rad51C-Rad51D-XRCC2 complex; Rad51C-XRCC3 complex; replication fork
Molecular function (GO): ATP binding; crossover junction DNA endonuclease activity; ATP-dependent DNA damage sensor activity
Source: RefSeq, a predicted model, not a curated record
UGCGUUUAAAGGAAGGUUAUAAUUGAGUUUGAAGUCUUUCAAAUUACUUCGCCAAAAAUAACUGUGUGACAAUUUUCAAGUAUAAAGCACGAGUAGAAAAUUGUGAUAAAGUAGAAAUGGGCGUCGGUGGGUUAACAACUUUUAUAGCAAGACAUGCAGAUCAGUAUCUGGAAAAUUUUGAGUUACACGACACUUACUUGGUUAUCGAUGGAAACAGUAUUGCAUGUCAACUUUACAAUUGGUAUUCUAAAUGCAAUUGUGCGUUUGGUGGAGAUUACGAUGUCUAUGCAAGAUGCGUUGAAAAUUUAUUUGAUGAAUUACUUAUGUGCAAUGUUACACCUUUGGUACUUCUUGAUGGAGGAUAUGAAGACAAAAAAAUUAAAACUUGUCUCAAAAGGAUACGCGACAAGAUAAUCGCAGCAUCAGCUUAUACUCCAUCCCGCCAACGUUCCCGAAAAUUUUUUCCCUUGUUCUUGAGUGAGGUUUUUAAUGACAUUAUGCAAGAAAAAGGAAUACAAUAUGCGCAAUGUCUUUUUGAAGCUGAUGAUAAUAUUGCAGCAGUUGCUAGAGUCUUAGGUUGUCCUGUACUCAGUUUUGAUUCAGACUUUUAUGUCUAUGAUGUUUUGUAUAUACCCUUCGAUACCUUACAUCAUAAUGUUGUGAAAAGUAGUACAAACAAUGGAUAUGUUAAACGCUGUAAACUAUAUAAAGCAGAGAGACUACUAGCAACGUUCAAUGGAUUGGAUCGAACAAUGCUUCCUCUGGCUGCAACUCUUCUGGGUAAUGAUUAUAUAAAGCGUUGUGUAUUCCGUGACUUCUUAAGACAUCUUAAAUUAUCAAAAUCUAUCAGCAAGAAAACUACUGUACAACAAAGUAGGAUUAAUGCAGUGUUCAAUUGGUGUAAGACCCACAAUUUAAAUUCUGCAAUCACCAUGAUAUUAAGUAGAGUACCAAAGUAUCACAGGAAAAGAGUCUUAAAUGCAAUUGAAAAUAUGGUAAAUAGUUAUACAAGUAUAUCGUCUCAUAUGUUGCUUCACUUAGGCUUCACAAAUGAAUUUGUGACUGAAAUGGUUGCAAAAAAUCUGAAGAAACCUUUUAAGUACCAAGAGGAUAUUGAUAAUCUGAUGACAGAUAUUGCAGAGGAAGUAUCAAGUUUAACAGUAUCAUCUGCAUCAAGUGAAGAUUCAGAAUCAAAUGAUGAGGAUGAAGAUAUAGAAGAUGUAGAAGAUCGUCAAGAAGAAAUAGAAUACAAUGUUAAACGAUCGUUGUUAAAUAUUGCUCCAGAAUGGUUUGUUGAUGAGUUCAGCAAAGUACAAUUUUCCAGCUAUUUUGUGGAUAUAUUAUAUCGUCAGUUAUACUUAUGUCCACCUCAAAUUGAAGAUUAUGCAUAUCCAUCUUCACAUGAGAUUAGUUUAAAAAUUAUUAGAAUAAUAUAUACACUUUUAACGUCAAAUGCGUGUAACAAAUCUUUAGAAUAUAUUGUAAGAGGUACAACCAAGAAAAUAUGUUACUGCAAGUUGGAACCUGUGAAACAACUAUGGUCUUGCGAUGUACCAACGCUACACGAUCUACACAAACUACCCUUAAAUAUUAGAAAAGGAAUUUUAGGAGAGGCACUUGAGAUCUCACAAGAAUGGCCAGUAAAUGAUUUACCAAUGGAAUGGAGACUUUACAUUUUGACGUUAAUUUAUUGGGCUCAACAGCAGAAUGCACCACCAAAAACAAGAUGUCAUGUAUAUACAUUAUUGUUUGCUAUGCUAUUCAACAUAAUUGACCAGAAAUUAGGAUAUUAUAGAUCUCUUAAGAAAUUUGAUAAGAAGUUCAGAAAACGAAUAGAUUCUAUCAUUGCUGAAAAAAAAUCUGUAACAUGUCAAACAAAUAAUAAUCCCGAAAGCACCUCGUUAUUAGAAGCCUACAAUAAUGUGACAAAUGAAGACUGUCUCCUGGCAGCAUCCUUUUUUAUUUCCAAUUUUAAAGUCGAUCACAAAGUAUUGUCAAUGCCUAAAAUUUUUAAUAUUACGCUGGUACACGUCUUUGCCCAAUUUCAAAGCUGCCUGAGACAUUCUAUGCAUCUGAAUGCCUUGCUCGACUAUCCGUAUGCACGUACAAAGGUGGCACAAGUCUAUAAUGGGACUUUAUUGUACAAUUUGUAUAAUAAUUUUGUAAGGCGUAAGGACGUGCCAGCCUACAUCAACUUGAUUCUUCAAAAUUCACCGAGCCUUCGCCUUGUCUUCAAUGCUUUAUUGACAACUGUUAGUCCCAUUUUCGAUAAUUUUCUCGAAAACAAAGUUAUGGGUGGAAAAAAGCGGAAAAAUAGGAUUAAACAAAAGAAUGAAACCAUGAAGCAUUCACAGGAGAAUAUUGACAAUGAAAUUCCAGGCAAAAGUUAUCAAUUUUACGAUGCAAAUAACCAUUUCUCGCUUCUUGGUGAUGCCAUAUGAACUCUUAAAUAAUUUUCAAAUAAAUUAUAAAAAACGUUGAAAAAUCCAACGAGUCGUUGCGAGCGCAACGCGAUGAAAUUCUAAAGGGCAUAACUGUAGUGUCGGCAAGAACAGCCCAAGAUUUAUACAAAGUCAUAUCUAGUAUAAAGAAUUAUCUAAG